UCGAAAUUACUUUAUCAUUCUGUUGAUCAUAUAUAAUAUAUACGCAAGUGUUACAUAUUUGCGAGAUAAUUUUAGUUUUCUGCUGAAGAAAAAAGAAACAAUAAUUAUGGCGACACUUGAGCAUACCGUUUCGCGCGGUUUACAGUGUCCAGUUUGUUUGAGUUUGCUAAAUGAUCCAAAACAACUAUCAUGUACACAUACGUUUUGUCAAAAAUGUAUCCGAGAUAUUCUAGCGUGCUCUUUACAGAAUAAUACUUUAACUUGUCCAUUAUGUAGAAUCGAAACAAAUGUCGUGGAUGGAAAUGUUGCCAAUAUUAAAACUAAUGUACCUGUUAAGUCACUUGUUGAUGAUGUCAGGAAUAGUAAACAGCUCUGUGAAAUGUGUGACGAGCAAUCAAGAGCCGCACACUUCUGUUGCGAUUGUGGUAAGAACAUGUGUAACGCUUGUCUGCAAGCUCACAACAACUGGAAACCACAUCUUAAUCACAAAGUAGUGAGCGUUGAAGACAUAAGAGAGGGUAGGGUAGUCUUAAAGAAAAAGGUUUACUGUCAAGAAGAAGUACACACUUCAGGGGAGUAUGAAUGCACUGAUGUGUGCACGACAUGUAAGAAACUCAUUUGUAUGAGAUGUCGCAUGCUCUACCACGAGAAAAAGGGCCACAAAGUGGAAGAUUUAAGAGAGUACGAUUCGUCUUUCAAGAAGAGCUCUGGAUUACUUCAGGGUCAAGGAAAGACAAAAGUUACAACAGUGAAGAAUCAUAUGACGUGUAUUGAUAAUCAAAUCAAACGUGUCCAUGAUCACAUUGAUGCGGAAAAUGUGAAGCUUGACAUGCUUUGUGAAGAAGCUAUCAAGAAAAUAAAAGAGAGGAAUGCUACCUUGAAAAAGCAACUAGAAGAUCAGAGAGAAGAAUUAUGCAAGAGUUUAGAUAAUAUGAAAAUUGAUGAUGAGAGGUUGGUCAAAAGUAUUGAGAGUGCGAGUGAAUUGGUGGGUAAUAGUUUAAAGGCCCCACUAGAAGGAGAUGUUGUAGCUAUUCAUGAUUCAUUGUCUAGUGAAUUAAAGAAUGUACUAGAUAGGGAUGAUCCAAAAGAAAAGGUUGCUAUUGGUGUAGGUGAUCAUGCAGAGGAACUGACGUUUACACCAAGCUGCGAUCCUGAUACAUUAUCAAUGGGGAUACUGAGGUUUGUGAAAUGUGAGCCGGAGUGCAAUGUAAAACUCUCAAAGCAAGAUAGUAUGAAUGGCAUGGCGGCUACAAAGACUGGUAUGAUGGCGGUUGGAUCUAAAUCUGGAGAAAUUGAAAUAUUUUCCACUAAUGGUCAGCUAAAACAGACAGUCAUUAAAGCUGCAAAAAUAAUUGAGGUAGGAUUCCUCUCUGAUGGUCGUUAUGUUGUACGUGAUGCACAUAAUAAGAUAUCACUUUAUACUUUAGAUGAAGAGAAGCAGGGUGUAACAUUCGAUACUCUAGGUAAGAGUGAAGGUGGGACAGGUGGUCUCACUGUAGACAGCAAUGAUCUGAUCUAUGUUAGCUACAGGAAUGCUAAGAAGAUCCAAGUAUUUUCACCAUCCGGUGGGAAGGCUCUCAGGGAGAUACCAUGCGACGGGUAUGAACUUGGACAAAUCACAAGUUAUGGCGAUUCGUUGAUCGUUAAUCGGUUUGGAAAUCAGAUAACACUUAUUGAUAACAAGGGUAAUCUCAUGCAUAAAUUAUCAAGCCUUUUCGAAAAUUACGACUGUGCUGGUGUGAGUAAAGACAAUACAAUCCUGAUUGCCUCUGUAAGAUACGAGGAAGGUCUGCUUAAUAUCGAUGAGUAUACCGGUGAGCUGAAACACAUCAAGACUCUCAUCUCUGAUUACAAGAUUGAGAAACCGAAAAGAAACUGGUAUUACAUUCGCCAGUUCCAGUCAGGGGAGAUAGCUUUCUGUACACCGGACAGGCUCUACAUAUUUAAUCUCGUUACGAGUGAAGUUACCUCGUAAGAAUAUACUUUUUCGAAGCCUAUAAACAAAGCUAAUCUAGGGGGUGCUUUCAUUCCCCCCCCCCCCUCGACAUUUUCGCGAUAUAUCCACUGCGCGGAAAAGUGACAUCGCCGCUCCCUGACUUUUUGCUUUCGAGUGUCCCGAAACUUUGUAAAGCCCUGGCCCGCGGUUACGAAAUUACCCAACAUAAUGUAAAUGUAAAUGUAUAAUCAUAACUUUUCAUAGAUUAUCGAACUACAUGUAGAAGUAGAUGCUUUCCCAAUAUUAAAAAAAAAAUGGUUGGUGUCUUUGAACACAUCAUACUGUUUUUCCCUAUGGGGGAACUCGCCCCGUCUAACCGGUGAACUUGUCCAUGGGUGGGGCAGGUUCGCCCUGCAGCGAACAUUUUCUUUACUGUUAUGUUUGGAUCGGUAAUUAUAAUUUAGAAGGAAAGCGUAAUGAAGAAACUUUGGAGAAGGUUAUACAGUUCAAAAUCACAGGGUAUUUAAUCAUCAAUAAUCAGCUACAGUUUGCAAUUCGAAGUACAUGAAGAUUUAGAUAUAACAGGAGACGAUGAAUAUAACAAUUUCGAAGUAUAAGAUUAAUAUUCUGAAAUUGAAAUAAUAUUGGAUGGACGUCUUGAAGUCAGUCAAUCUAUAUGGAUGAGUGUGGGUGUAGUAUUCUAUAUCUAAUAAUCAAGAAGUCUUAUUUAUAUAAUUAGUUUUGGGGGUGUAACUAUUUAAGGUGGGAGUGAUCUAAACUUGAUCUGACCGGUCUACAGGUAAUAUCAAACUUUCUCUAAGGAGUGUAAGGAGUGUGGUAAUGCACUGUGCAAGUGACUGGGGCUCGAAGUGUGAGUCAUACUUCUUCGAACUUUUGUUCCUUGAAGUUAGCUAACGUCACAGAGCGUUGGUCAUUUAGGGUCAAGGUUUAGGAGUUAAAUGGAAUUAGGGGGUUUAUAAAUUUUUAGAUGACAUUGGGGGAGUGAACGUGAAUGACUGAAAGGAUAACAGGAAGUUAAAUACAUACUACAUUAACAUCCCCUUUCUUUGGAAAAUGAGGCUCUUCUCCUCAUUUGGAAAAAAAAAUCUACAAAUAGAUUCCUAAGGUUAUUUUGAAAAGUGAGUGAAACCACAAUAGUGUAUCUUUGAUUGUCCACUGAACUUCCACUCUCGCUCUCAUACUUACUAGUAACACUAAAGAGGAUUAAACUUAUUCUUGAUCUUAACUGAAUUCAACUUAUAGAUAUAACACAUUGAAUACAUUCACAAAACAUAUAAAAGAAAGAAUCUAUCAAUAUUGAUACUAUUUAUAUUAAUUGGUGCAGACUUAUUAUCCACUAUGAAACAAUCAGCAAAUAUUAUUAAAUUAAUGUUCAUUAACUACAUAGUACAAACUUCUUCAAAUUAAACGGUGAAGAAUACAGAUUAAUUUCAGCCAAUCCUAUUGUGUUACUCUAUCUCUAACACUGAAUUAUUUCAAGGAAUAACAGUAAUAACAAGAAAAAAAUGUUUGCUAUAUAAAUCUUAGCAUCUGAUCAACAUGAUAAUUGGCGGAAAGUUAAACAGGUGCGCCCUCGAAAUGACAGUCUCUCUAUGUUAGGAAGGCCUUUAUGUACUUCAAAUGAAGCAAUCAACAUAGAACUCAAUCAUUACUGUUAUACAUGUAUCUAAGUAAAAUUGCAAGAGAAAUUACAUUCAUUUUAUUAAGUUAUUUUCUCUUUAAGGAUAUUCCUAGCAUAGAAUGAUUAAGAAUAUUCCAAAAUGUCUCAGUAAAGCUCUAUGGUAAGUCUUUGUUAGGCCUACAUCAAUUAUAAUGAGUACUGAAUAAUUGCUGUUAUUUCAGGAAUGUCCCAAGACAAUAAAGCCAACAUGCAGUGAAAAGGACAAUAUGAUUAGCUAUUUUGUUUACAUUGUUAAUUUCACUGAGGUCAGUCAAGAAUGUUCUGAAAUUAGACUGCUCUAGAAAUUGGCAGAAUGUUCUUUUUGUAGACAAUACUUGAAGCUUCCAGAAUAGUGAAUGAUUUGUAUAUGAGCUGGCAGUUUCUUCAAGGACAUCAUCACAUCACAUCAGACCGGAACUCCGAGUUUCACACCAGACUUUAUGUCAGAGCUUAGUUUAUUUCCGAUUGGAACGAACAUAACAUCAAUGAACUGUUUGCAGUUACUUUGAGAGAGGAAUUCUCAGUUCUCAUCGAGAUCAUCAACCUGUUUUAAUGAACGCUUUUCAACCCAUGGAUUGCUGAAAUGACUGUAAAUCAUCAUCAACAUCGUUUUCACAGACAUUUCAACUAGUUACAGUGAAUUUUUGUUAUUCAUCGUGCUUUAACAUCAAUUUCAUCAUCGCCAUCAUUAUGAACUUUAAUUAAAGGAAUCUUCGCCAAAUGACUUGGAUUUUAUUUGGAUAUACUAUCAUAACUUUGGAUUGCACAUCUGACACUUCCAAGAGAUGUAAGAUCAAUAUUGGUUUAUGUUUUGUUAGUUUAUGAUUGUUAUAUUUCCUGUAAUAAAAAAAAGGGAAAUCAAAUUUAAAACUAAAUUUUCAUUUUUAUUUGUUGCAGUAUCGUAACAUUACUAUCAUCCCUAUCCUGUAGGAGAAUAUAUUUCAUAUUCAUGUUAUAAAAUAAAAAAAUAAACAAGUACUUUCAAACCUGUUAGAUAUCAUCAUAUGACAAGUAUAAAUUCAAACUUAUCUUGGUAAUCAACCUUGCAAUGAUGAAUAUUUGUUUAAUAAAUGUACUAUGAUAAACUGUACAUCCUGCAGUGCUUUGUCUCAUGUAAGUCUGGUUAAAAAUAAAAUAGCAAUAAGAUCCAACGACAACAUAACAUGGUGGAGAACCCGGGAAAUUUUGAAGUGACCGAUAUAAGACAUUAUGCGAGCAAAUUUGGAGUGGAACUCAUACAGAGUAGGAUGAUUUAGUUAGUAAACCUAUUGUUUAUAUACUUCAGAAUUUGAAGUGGAAAUAGAUGCACAUCUCCCUAAGAUAUGAGAAUGCCCGCAGCUCGAAAAAAUUGUUGAUAUAUACAUGUAUGAUUUAUUGUGGAGUAUCACUUAGUUGUAACAUAUCAUAAUGUAUACACUGUCAAAAAUGAAGUGCUAAUAAUUUAGCACUUACAGUGCUUGUAUAGUUACUGCACUACGAGUGCUGAUUUUCUCGUUUAAAUUGAACUAGGAAAUUAGCACUCGUAGUGCAGUCACUAUACAAACACUGUUAGUGGUAAAUUAGCACUUCAUUUUUUACAGUGUACUGAUACUGUUCUGAGACAUCUCAAAUUGCCCAAAUCUUAUUGAAGAAAUAGUGUAAUUGUAUUUUGUUAGAACAAAAUAUUAUUUUAUAAGAACAUCUUGUUGCCGAUUAUUAAUCAAGCAUUUCAUUGAUUGCCAUAAAAAUAUGAAAUAUUUUAAUUCAAAUUCAUUUAGGUUUAUUAAGGUAAACUUUGAUAUAACUAAAGUUAUCUUUGUGUAAUAUUUUUCAGGCUAUGUUACUUUAUGUUUAGUAGAUAUACGUUGAUGUAGAUAGUAAUCAUUGCUUAUGUAGAGUGUUAAGGGAAAUUAUAGUUCAGUAGAAGGUAAAUGAACAAGUUUCACAAAUAUUAUUUUGUUUUAUAUGAAUUGUUAUUGCUGACUCUAUUGGACCAUUAUAUCAAUAUUGUUUUUAAACAAAUGUGGGAAAGCCACAUUUUCUAACAAAAGGGGAUGUUAUGUGAUGAUAAGACAUAUCUCACAUAUUCAAUAAUAUAUCAGUACAUAAUCAAUACUUUUACAAGAAGUAUAACAGGAAACUUAUAAUCAAUUCCAACUUUCUUAAGAAAGAAUUACUCAUUCUUCUUCCAGCUAAACUUCUGACGCACACACAUUUCAUGGGUUUUUUUUCACUAUAUUUCAUGUUCUCCCUAAAAGGUCAACUCCCCAAUUCAGAGUAAAGAGAUUGUUUUGGUCAAGCGUCCAAGGUUGACCAACACCUGUUUGGUUGUAGAGAGUCCAUGACUAGACAGGCGUAACUACGGGGG
This is a messenger RNA of Lytechinus pictus (painted urchin), 5964 nucleotides long. Its product is annotated as E3 ubiquitin-protein ligase TRIM33-like. Gene Ontology annotation, molecular function: ubiquitin protein ligase activity; zinc ion binding. The transcript has a single exon. Lineage: Eukaryota; Metazoa; Echinodermata; Echinoidea; Temnopleuroida; Toxopneustidae. Bases 107 to 1975 code for a protein of 622 amino acids. The record is from RefSeq and is a predicted model, not a curated record. Gene Ontology annotation, biological process: protein monoubiquitination.